Messenger RNA from Homarus americanus (American lobster), 5425 nucleotides. RefSeq lists its product as uncharacterized. The record is from RefSeq and is a predicted model, not a curated record. Lineage: Eukaryota; Metazoa; Arthropoda; Malacostraca; Decapoda; Nephropidae.
GUCAGAGCCAACCAGUCCGACUCCAGACUCCUCGCCGUCAACACGUCUCCACCUAGCGACCCACCUCAGUCAGCCGCUGGUACCCGGGACUUACAGCAGCAACACCACUACCAGUCCUCACCUACACUAGUGUUGGAGUGUACUAGUGGAUCACAAGUCAACGGUGGAGGAACUCAAAUGAUUUACCAGUGAUAUAAAGAAGAUAUUUUAGUGUCAUAUUAUCAAACUUCACAGCAGCAGUUAACAUGCAUACCAAACUAACAUCAAAGAUGUGCUCGCGGACCUUACUGCUGUCCGGGACUCUACUCGUCCUCAUCGCAGCUGUGUAUGGAGAAACAGCGUUCGAGAAACUGACUGAGCUGGACUACCGCGGCUCCACCUACUACACCAUCAGGAACCUGUCGCUGUGGGAGUGCCAAGGAUGGUGCCGGGAAGAACCAGAGUGUGCCGCCGCCUCCUUCAGCUUCGUCAUGAACCCCCUAGCACCGGUACAGGAGACGCUGUGUCUACUACAGAACGAGACGAUGGCCACCAACCCAUCGACUCAACCUCAGCGGGCCGUCUCCCUCUAUUACAUGGUGAAGCUCUCCGUCAGAAGUGACAAGGUGUGCAAGCGACCAUGGACCUUUGAGCGAGUCCCUAACAUGUUGAUAAAGGAUUUGGACGACGCACUGAUCUUCACCUCUACGAAAGAAGCUUGUCUGGCGGCAUGUCUAAAUGAGGAUAAGUUCAAGUGCCGGAGUGUGGAGUACAACUACGUGAACCUGCAGUGUCACCUGAGUCAACACGACAGACGUUCAGCUGGGAUCAACAUUCAGUUAAUACCAACCAAUGGCGUGGACUACUUCGAGAACCUGUGCCUCUUGUCUGUGGAUUCCUGUCACGACGAGAGAGACUAUGAGGAGCCACAACUGGGAGUACCUAAUGAGCGGAUCUCACAGUACGUCGAUAUGCAUUACUACGUGGACAAGGAACUGAUGGCUAAUAGUGUGGCGGCCUGCAAGAGAGCCUGCGAGAUCGAGAAUGAGUUCCUGUGCCGGUCAUUCCUGUACAAGGGCCCUCCUACAGGUAACUCCUACAACUGUCAGCUCUUCCAUGACCACUACACGCUCCCAGACGGCCCCUCCACCUUCCUCUCCACAGACAGGCCUCUGCUUGAUGAUGGUCAGCGUACAGGCAGCUACUAUGAGAACGUCUGCAAGGAAGCGAGGGACAAUAUGAUCUGUAAGCAGGUGACCACGAGAGAUAAUCGCUACAUCACACAGAUCAUGUGCUUUGACAAGGCUUCCAUCUCCCGCCAAGUCAAGAUUGAAGGCGUGGAGGAGCUCGGUAAGGCCAUAGAAAGACUCCCUCUAAUUGGUCAGUCAGAGUGUUUGUGUUUUUGGGAUCUGUGGAGAACCUCAGUCUAUGGCACCACACUAGGUGGUUUAGGCAGUUCUACACUGAGCGGCAGCGGUGGUGUAAGUGGUGGCAGCGGUGGUGUAAGUGGUGUCAGCGGUGGGAUCUCAAGUGGUUCCUCCUCCUCUUCUUCUUCUUCCUUUACGUCAUCCUAUGGCACUACCCUCUCUGGCGGGCAGGGCACCACUGGACAACCACUUGGGGAGAACGUCAACUGCGACCCCAUAGGAGUCUGCUAUGAUGUGUCAGUUCACUGUAAGGACACCAGGAUCGUGGUGGAGGUUAAGACCAAUAAACUCUUCAAUGGACGGCUGUACUCAAUGGGACGCUCCGAGACCUGCAAUGUACAGGUCGUCAACUCCGACAAGUUCCGUCUCGACUUAUCCAUGGCCGGCCAGGAUUGUAACACCCAGAGUGCUAAUGGCGUCUACACCAACACGGUCGUCGUACAGCGUCACUCAGUUGUCAUGACCAAAACCGAUAAAAUUUACAAGAUCCGCUGCACGUACGACAUGACCUCCAAGAACAUUACCUUCGGCAUGCUCCCCAUCAGCAGUUCAAGCGAGCACGACCCCUUAUCCAACACACUGAUCAUCCGAGACCCAGCAAUGAUCCCCAUCACUUCAGCUCCCGAGGCACCACCACCCAGGAUCCGUAUAUUGGACACCAAACUGAGGGAGGUGGAGACUGUGAGGAUUGGUGACAGAUUAAUCUUUAGGAUCGAAAUUCCAGAUACAACCCCCUACGGUAUCUUCGCUCGGAGCUGCGUCGCUAUGGCCAAGGACUCACGAUCCACAUUUCAGAUCAUUGAUGACGAUGGAUGCCCCGUGGAGCCGUCCAUCUUCCCUCAGUUCACCAAGGAUGGGUCGGCCCUCCAGUCUGUGUAUGAGGCCUUCAGGUUUACGGAAUCCUAUGGCGUCAUCUUCCAGUGUAACGUGAAGUACUGCCUUGGGCCCUGCGAGCCGGCGAGAUGUCAGGUAGGCCGUGAAAGCUUCCAAUCCUGGGGCCGUAAACGUCGAGGUGUGAACAGCUUGCAGGGAGCGUGGGGCCGCACACGUCGUGGUGUGAACAGCGUGCAGGAAGCGUGGGGCCAUGUCCAGGAAACAACCAAAGAGGAGGCGAUGGCGUCAUCUCAUUCCUACUCGACUCCCUCAAGUGACGACGAGAUGAGCGUCAGUCAAGAGAUCCUGGUGCUGGACCUGGGCGAUGACCAGAGACCCCAGUACCGCAACGAGCCCGCCCCUGAGGCCACCAGGUCCUACCACCGAAACCAUACUUACACGUACGAAGGCGCUGAUGUCACCUUAUUCGAGACCUGCCCAACGAGGUCUUCUGUCCUCGCCCUGGCCGUCACCUGCGCCAUCCUCUUACUCAUCUACGUCCUCACCGUCUUCUACUUCGUCAUGAGAAAGUGGUUCCGUCCCACAAAGAACGUGCGAUAAGAUGAAAAAAGUCACAUAUGGCUAUCAGGGAGUUGGAGCACCACAUUACAUACAUACAUACAUACAUACAUACAUACAUACAUGAAUACAUACAUACAGUGGUUUUCUCUCCGUGUAGGGACGAUGGUGACAAACCAGGGAUAAAUAGUUUUGUUUUUCCUAUUAGGAAACUUUUUUGUGAUAAAUUUUAGUGUUGGGGGAUAAAUUUAACUUAUGACUUCACGAUAAGCUUAAGUUGCUGUCAUCAUGGUUGUAAUGGUGAGCUUAAGCUGCUGUCGUCAUAGUUGUUGCGGUGAGCUUAAACUGUCAUCGUGGUUGUGGUUUGUGAACUUAAGCUGCUGUCAUCGUGUUUGUGGUGGUGAGCUUAAGCUUCUCCCUUUCAAUUUCGUUUGGCGAUAUCUUAGAUGAUAUGUGAAGAUAAAAUGAAUGAAGUAAAGUUACCAUGAAGCAAGGUUACCAUGAAGCAAGGUUACCAUGAAGCAAGGUUACCAUGAAGCCAGAAUGUAAUGUUUACCCAAGAUUUAUUUAUUUUUUCAUUCUGGUUUUUUUUAUUUGUCUUUAUAUGUGAAAUUUAGUUCUGAAUUUUCCCUUCAUUUUAGUGGUCGAAUAAUUACAAAGUACCUGUCAUAUCCGACCUGGUUUGAGAUAUUAAUGUACUUACAGUGAAAGCCUCCAUAUAAUGGACUUCUCUCUCCAUACAAUUCGUUAGAUAAUGGAUUUCAUAUCAGACCCUCCAUAUAACGGUCUUUAUAUAGUCCGUAAAACAGUGGUUUCACCUCUAACACACCCUCAAUAUCACGGACAUUCCUCUCCAUAUGGUCCGUUAAUCAGAGGUUUCACAUAAAACAGAUCCUCAAUAUAACGGACUUUCAUCUCCAUAUAGUCCGUUAAAUGGAGGUUUCACUGUAAUUUCUUUUUCCUGAGGGGCGGUUCUGUGUUCUAGACUAGGCCACAGAUGUGAGGCCUCCCGGGUGUAUUAAGGAGAGUGAAGCAAGCAUCUCCGCAGUGUAUUUUUUGGAGGCAUUAAAACCAGUUAUUUCCUGGGCAUUGAAUAAUUUGGCUCAAACUCUCGCCGUAUUGAUUGACUGUGAAUAUUCCCAUGGGCAUUGGAGACUAAAUAUUGUUUUGUGCUAUAACUUUAGAAUAGGAAGAUAAGGAAUGUUGUGUUAAUGAGUCAGAUUGUAUUAUUACGCUAUACAGGCGCUUGAACACAGCUCCAGUAUGUAGACAAAGUUCUUAGAAACCCACCUGAUGAUUCCUGCAUACACACACACACACACACACACACACACACAAGCAUCACCGCGGACAGGAGGCGUAAACAGCCCAUGUAGAAGUUUUUAUUUUUUAGUGUAGCCAUAAAACCUAGUUGAUUUUAAGGUGUGCCUGACUUCUUCCUGCCCCCACCAGCCAGCCAACCAGCCCCUUCUACCGUGCUGUGAUUGUCAUUCUUUUCCCACACCCUUGCCUGCCGCCACCCAUACACAUCCGCACACUCACCCACCCAUUCACUCACACACCCACCCACACUCACACCCACACACCCUCCCACCCACUGAGUCUUCCCAUAGAUUCUUGUGAUCCACAUUAUUUAUAUUUGAUAAAACACACACACACACACACACACACACACACACACACACAGAGUCUUGUGGUUAUAAUUAUGGAUAUAUUUUUAACGUUAUCAUGUGAGGAAAAUGUACAGUCUAAAUCAUAAGGAUAUGAAGGUGUGGUUGGCAUUCUCUCUCUCUUUCUCUGUCUCUGUCUCUCUCUCUCUCUGCUUCUUAGAAUGUUAGUGGUAUAUCAUAAACCUUUGUCCCAUUGUUAGUUUGUUAGUAAGGCCUUUGUAUACCUACCACGGGUGUAGAAUAACACCUGACAAGGAAUCAUGAACUUAUUUACACCCGGUAAGAUCCAGACCAGGUGUGUGUAUCGUAACCCUGAGUCAUCCACAACACAACUAGGUCUCAUCGUCUACACCAGAAUGUUUUGACCAAUGUUUGCUUGUGCUUAUGUGGUUCAGACGUCACUGUGUCAGGUCUUACUUACGUAUCUCUCAAGGUGUGAUUAUUAUAAGGAGUAUUUCUCUUUUAGGUGGGGAAUUUUUACCUGUAGGUCAAAUGAGCCAAUGAUGUGGACAAAAUUGUGGGGCGUUGAGUGUGCGAUGUUGCCCGAAACGGAGGUUGGGGGGUGGAAAUGCACGACCCUCUCUCUCUCUCUCUCUCUUGAAAUAAUAACACAUCUACAAAUAUAAACACUUUCUCUUCAUAAGUGUGUCGCUCAUUGUCUUCAAGUUUUAUUGUUCGACAGUCACACAAUUCGUCUUAAGUCAAUAAUAAUGAUAAUAAUAAAACGAUACAAUUUUUCCCCCGGGGUGACGCGACUCCAUUACCUCCAACCUUCUUCUCGAGUUAAAGGUGAUUUGUUUAAAGUCUUCAUUUGUAGAGCUUGUUAGAUCCCAUGUCAUAGGAAAGCUAGAGUUUUUGUUGUUGUAAAUAAGUCGUUAUUUAUUAUUAAAUGUAUGUUGUGUGUGUAGUGUGGAGAAGUACAGUUUGUUAUAGCCAAUAAAUGUUUCCUAUUGUUUA